Neurospora tetraspora is the source of this 932-nucleotide messenger RNA. RefSeq lists its product as uncharacterized. The record is from RefSeq and is a predicted model, not a curated record. Bases 198 to 692 code for a protein of 164 amino acids. Lineage: Eukaryota; Fungi; Ascomycota; Sordariomycetes; Sordariales; Sordariaceae. The transcript has a single exon.
AGCUAUUCGGUCUUUUUAUUCCUUCUACAACUAAUUCUUUAUUCUUCAACAUAUCUAUCACUUGCCAAGUCCGAGACUCUACCAACAGACCGCUAAAGGGAGUUUAUGCUACUCUUAAACUCGUCGAACCGCUACAUCCAACCGAUAUAUAUUCCGGCCAGACCGAUGAUAAUAGUGACAUCAGAGACUGGCGUCUAAUGAAAGACGGAGACGACGAAAACAAACAAGGAACCCCCAUCUGGGGGGUGCCAGGGAGCACUUGGCACAUUGUUGUCUGUGUGGAAUCCCAUAAAUUGCUUGGCAACACUUAUCCUAUCAACAAACCCCACCCGAACUUCUCGGUCACGGCUUCAGCAUAUCACAACGUUAACCUCCGCGUAUCUAGCGUGGCAUACAAAAUACGCCACGGGCACGGGAUUGUGGAGAGGCGAUCUCCUACACCUUAUCCUACUCCGGAAUAUCCUCAGCCCCCAACCUCGCACAUGGCAGACAAACCGUGGCAUCCCUUACCGGAGAGGCUACCUACUAUAUGGAACGAUGGGCGCGUGAAUUUUCUCGGAAGGCACCGGAGCGGGAGUUCUCCCCGGCCGAAAUACAGUCAUUCCUACUGGAUCAUAGAUGCUCAGCUCGUGUGGCGGUGGAGAAGGCGCAGCAGUGGAUGGGCAGAACGAGGGCAGGGAGGGAGAAGAUGAAGAGGGCGGAUUCUUUCGUUACGGUGUCAGACUAGACUUGAGAUCUGCUCGGGAGUCGAGUCCUAGCUCUGCCGGAUUUGGAUCGGUUUCUUGGUUUUCUCGGAGAGGUUGGCCAAUCAGAGACACUACUGGUUGCUAAGGAGGCUCGUUUUGUUUACUCAUCUCUCAUUUACGAACUUCGAAAGAUUGGCAGUUAGGCCCUCUGAAUCGGCCAUGCUAAACCUCGGUUCAUCAUUUGUC